Anoplophora glabripennis (Asian longhorned beetle) is the source of this 1021-nucleotide messenger RNA. RefSeq names its product glutathione S-transferase-like. NCBI's taxonomy places the organism in Eukaryota, Metazoa, Arthropoda, Insecta, Coleoptera, Cerambycidae. Gene Ontology annotation, biological process: glutathione metabolic process. The transcript has 6 exons. The record is from RefSeq and is a predicted model, not a curated record. The coding region runs from base 345 to 959 and encodes 204 amino acids. Gene Ontology annotation, molecular function: glutathione transferase activity.
ACAGGACACCACAUCGUGAAGAUAGUGAAUGGUGUAUAGGUGUGUGUGUAUGUGCUAUGUACUUCACUAAGGUCUCCACAAAGACCACAUGAAAUCGGUACUCACAUGUUGAGAAAAGGAAGUCUUGAUUAAUGUAAUUGUAAUGGAAUAUAAUGGAAAAUGGAUGAAAUGGAGAAAUACCUGGAACAGUGGGCGUUGCCCGAGUUAAUAGACACAUUUAGAGAAAACUGUAUAGAUUAUGAGGCUUUCAAAAUUCUGAAAGAAGACGAUUUAAAUCAACUUGUACCAAAAUUAGGACUACGAAGAAAAGUAAUCCAGCGUUGGCAGGAAUGCAUAAUAAAUAAAUGGCACCAGCUUAUAAACUUACAUAUUUUGAUAUGACCGCUCUUGGAGAACCCAUCAGGUUCCUUCUGAGUUAUGGAGGGAUUGAAUUUGAAGACAAUCGUAUUCAAAGAGCAAAUUGGAGCGCCUUUAAACCGAGUACCCCAUUCGGACAAUUGCCUUUUUUGGAACAUAAUGGAAAAAUAGCCUGUCAAAGUAUGGCCAUUUGUAGAUAUUUGGCAAAACAAGUAAAACUGGUUGGUAAAGAUGAUUGGGAAGAUUUGGAAAUCGAUGCAACAGUUGAUACCAUUACUGAUUUACGUUUAAAACACGCUCAGUACGCUUUUGAAAGAGAUGAAGAAGCUAAAAAAGAGAAAGAAAAAUCUUUAUUCAAUGAAACUUUUCCCUUUUACUUAGGAAAACUAGAUGCUCAAGCUAAGAAAAAUAAUGGUUACCUUGUUGGUGGUCGUUUGACUUGGGUUGAUCUGGUCUUUACAGCUAUAUUGGAUUUUUUAAAUUUUAUGGUAAAGAAAGACAUAAUAUCGAGUUUCCCGAAUUUACAGAAAGUUAAAGAAAAUGUGGAGACAAUACCCAACAUCAAGGCUUGGUUGGGAAAAAGACCAAAAGAUGCCCUAUAAUAAUUUUUCUCUUUCUUGUAUUUUCAAAGCUACGCAUUAAAUUUUGACUUGAAAUGACCAUA